Molecule: messenger RNA, 1731 nt
Organism: Pelodiscus sinensis (Chinese soft-shelled turtle)
Lineage: Eukaryota; Metazoa; Chordata; Testudines; Trionychidae
Product: methyltransferase-like protein 21E
Source: RefSeq, a predicted model, not a curated record
UGUUGGGAAACCUUGAUCUAGGUGCUAUAUAAAGGUAGAGUAAGAAACAAUCUGUGCCCUUAAGAGUUUUCAGUCUAAAUAAGAUUUUGAGAGAGAUAUGUGACUCCACUGAUCUAAUUGUUCUUUUUUUGGAAGAGAUUGAAGGGGAAACUGCUGAUAGAAAAGAUUCUGAGAUGAGAGAUCUUAUAGAUGCACUUACUGCCAAAUUUUCAGUAUUUGAAGUUUGUAUACAAAGAUGUACAAUUAUAUGCCUGUACUUGCCUCUUUUUUAAAUUGAGCAUGUGAGUGUACAGAUCUGCUCUGAGGUAAUCAGUUGUAGUAAUUUUGCACUCAAAUUUACACAUGCAAUUGUACAUGCAUCUCACAAACCAGACCUCUAUUGCUUUAAAUAUUACCCUUAAUGUCUGGAAGAAAAGUUUAGUUUUGAAUGAUUUUUUCCUUUAUUUUUUUUAAAUGAUCUAGAUAGUCACAGCCUUAGUAAGUGCUAUUCUAUUUUUGUGAAUUUGUCCAGAUUACUUAAUUUUACUUGUUGGAGUGCUAUUGCAUUUAGACCUCUUGCUGUUAUGAAACUCCUCCUCCCUUAUGUAAGAGUACCAAGUUAUCUGGGAAACGCAGCACUGUGUGACCACUUUGUGUUCAGGCUGCAGCUGUCAGGAUUUAUUAAUGCCUUUUGGUGGGGAAUUGUUCGCAGUAUGUAACAGACUUGAGUGCUUUUCUAUCUGGGACUAUUUGAGCUAAUUGAAAGGGAAAGUCCAGCAGAUAAACCUUUCUGUAUCUCCUUUAUUUGAAGGCCAGGAGAAUAGAUUCAGUAUUGUAUCACAUAAAAUGGACGUGACACCAUCGCAGUGUAAUCAUCUGAUAUCUGCUGUAUUAACAAGGAAUCUGGAACACAAAGAAGGUAAAAAUGAAGACGAACAGACAGUUGCAGAAAUCAUGAGAAGGCGUUUUUCUCCUUCUGUUUUAACUAACAGAUGUUGGGAAGGUUUUUACUUUGCUGGUCAUGAGAUAAAAAUUACAGAAGGCACUGACUGUUAUGGGGCAUUCGUCUGGCCAUCGGCUCUUGUUCUAUCUCACUUUUUGGAAACAAAUGCUAAACAAUACAGCCUGGUUGAUAAAAGUGUAAUUGAAAUUGGGGCUGGGACAGGGCUGGUCUCCAUAGUAGCCAGUUUACUUGGUGCACAUGUGACUGCCACAGAUCUGCCUGAAUUGCUAGGAAACCUUCAGUACAAUGUUCUAAAAAAUACUACAACGAAAUGUAAGCAUCAGCCCCAGAUUAAAGAACUCUCAUGGGGAGUUGAUUUAGAGAAGAAUUUCCCCAAGUCUUUGUGUCAGUUCGACUACAUCAUGGCUGCUGAUGUGGUAUACUACCAUCCCUUCCUGGAAGAGCUCCUUCUUACCUUCGAUCAUUUGUGUCAGGACAACACUGUUAUUCUCUGGGCCAUGAGAUUCAGGCUGGACAAAGAUAAUCGAUUUAUAGGCAGAUUUCAGGAAUUGUUUGACUUGGAGGUAAUUUGCAAUUUCCCCAGUUUAAACAUAACGUUGUACAAGGCAAUGAGAAGAGGCAAGAAGAUGAUGUGAUGUCCCCUUUGGGUACUAGAAAGUAAGUGUGUGUGUGGGCGGUUUUGAGUUUUUUUUCACAGGUUUCAUGAUAAUGCUUAAUGAUACCUGCAGUUCAUGGUGGUGUUAGGAUUAAACCAAUGUGAUAUCUUUAAUAAAGUGUAAAACCUCUUG